Messenger RNA from Boeremia exigua, 2287 nucleotides. RefSeq lists its product as uncharacterized. Gene Ontology annotation, biological process: regulation of phosphatidylinositol 3-kinase/protein kinase B signal transduction; phosphatidylinositol 3-kinase/protein kinase B signal transduction; cell motility. Gene Ontology annotation, cellular component: cytosol; cell projection; plasma membrane. Gene Ontology annotation, molecular function: phosphatidylinositol-3,4,5-trisphosphate 3-phosphatase activity; protein tyrosine/serine/threonine phosphatase activity; protein tyrosine phosphatase activity. Bases 151 to 2001 code for a protein of 616 amino acids. The transcript has 3 exons. NCBI's taxonomy places the organism in Eukaryota, Fungi, Ascomycota, Dothideomycetes, Pleosporales, Didymellaceae. The record is from RefSeq and is a predicted model, not a curated record.
GCCACGCUAUACAGAGAUGACGUCGUGGCAAGCCCGAGCUUCGAACCAGGAACAGGAGGGCGCAUACCACACACAUGCACGUCAGGACUCGACUCGAUAUGUUGCGCGACGCCAUCCUGAAGAGCUAACACCCACACACCACACUCCACAAUGGCUUCGAUAUUGCGGCAGAUUGUAGCUGGCCCACGUGCGCGGCACGCUGAAGCCGGGCUCGACCUGUGCUAUGUCACAGACAACAUCAUCGCUACGUCCGGCCCCAGUGGCACCUACCCACAGCGCGCAUAUCGGAACCCUCUCGACUCGCUCGUAAAGUUCCUCGACUCGAAGCAUGGCGAAGACUGGGCGAUAUGGGAGUUUCGCGCGGAGGGCACCGGCUACCCCGACAGCGAAGUCUACAACCGCGUUUACCACUACCCCUUCCCCGACCACCACCCGCCGCCUUUCGCGCUUAUACCAAACAUCAUGGCCAGCAUGCGCAACUGGCUGAAGGCGAAAGAGGGGCGUGUGGUUGUCGUGCACUGCAAAGCCGGGAAAGGACGAUCAGGCACGGCCAGCUGCAGCUACCUAAUGAGUGAAGAAGGCUGGCCCAUGGAAAAGGCUCUCCAACGCUUCACGGAGCGGCGCAUGCGCCCCGGCAUGGGAUACAAAGGGGUUAGCAUCCCCAGUCAGCUGCGCUGGCUGACGUAUGUCGAUCGGUGGGCAAAGCACGGCAAACUGUACGUAGAGAGGCAGGUCGAAAUACUCGAAGUACACUGCUGGGGCCUGAGAGACGGCGUCAAGAUCCAGAUCGAGGGCUUUGUCGAGGACGGCAAACUCAUCAAAAACUUCCACACAUUCACAAAGGACGAACGAGAGGUAGUUAGAGGAGAGGUCAAGACAACGGGCAUGGCUCAGGCAGUGCAUGAGGUCAUGUACAAGAAUGGUCUCAGCGGAUCGUCCGGCAAGGCUAAUGCACAGCAAGAUGGUAGUAAAGCUAACUCGAAGGAGGGCAGUAAGAGCAAUUCCAAGAAUGCUAGCAGGUCUUCACUGGAAGUGCCCCGAAACGCAGACGGCACUGCCACCCCCCAGGCCAGUUCUAAAGAAAGUCUCCUUCCGGGCACCGGCGACGUCGUUUUCCGGCCCGCGAAACGCGUCGUGCUACCCACGAACGAUAUCAACAUCGACGUCGAGCGCCGUAACAAAGCCGCCUUUGACCUGACCAUGGUCACGGCAGUCGCACACGUUUGGUUCAACACAUUCUUCGAGGGCAAUGGUGCGGAAAAGGACGGCACGGCAGACGAUUCAGGUGUUUUUGAGAUUGCCUGGGAUGCCAUGGACGGCAUCAAGGGCUCUUCGCGGAAAGGCACACAAGCGUUCGAGCGUAUCGCUGUAGUAUGGCGUGCGCUCAGCGCCGAGGAGGGGCGGCCUGGCGUUGUCAUCACAGAGCCGAAAGAAGGCGAAGAGGUUUUGCAAUCAGGUCCAUCGGACUGGAAAGGCACCAAAGGUGUUGAACCGAGCGAGGGGAAGGACCUUGGGCUGCGGUCCUCAAGUCCAGACGACUCAGAGCUCGAUGUGACUCAGACGGACGCCAUCAAGAGCGCGAAUGAACAGAACAAGACCAAAAUCCCGAUGCCUGGUCGCAGGGAUAGUGAACAAAGCGAUGACAGCGACACCAGGGAUGUUCGGUCACACGGUCCAAACGGCGAGAAGAUCCUUCAGUAUCCAAUGCCAGCAGGAAGCUCCGCGCAAGCUGGUGAGAACAAGAGCGAACCGCUAGCGACCGUUUCACAGUCUACGCCAUUAAGCCAGGUUGAUGGUGCCGCAACUGAAACAUCGAGACCGCCGUCCAGAGAAUCACACAGAGGCACACACCAUGUUGAAAAGCUAAUUGACAAUGUCAAAUACCACGUCUCUGGCGCAGUCUCCACAAGCGAGCUGCCCGAUGGGAAACCAGAGAGCGAAAUGAAGAACGCUAAGGAACAUCAACUCGGACAUUUGGGAAAGAGCAAAGCGUCAAAUUGAAGUGCGCAGGCGGACCAAAUGGAUCCGUGACACUGUGUAGCAGGCCGUAGGACAAGGCUAUGGUCGUCAAGAAUGAGGCAACAAUGUAUGGAUUCGUGAUGCAGCGUAUCACGUUGACGCACGAAGCAUCUGCGUAUCUGCAUGGACAUCUUGCAGCUCGUAGAGUGCAUGCAGGCGGCGUCGAGUAUCGGGGUGCAUUUGGCCAGGUUCAGUUGCUUUGCUUCGGGUCGGUCCGUUCCCAUUGACUUAGAUAUACCAGACCAGCAAUGAACUUUUAUAAUUUCGA